AUGGAUGUUCUUCUUGUGAUUGAACGGAUUAGUAGGCAGAGAAAUGCUGCAAUACAGGAGGAAAACCCUUCUUCUCAUAGUUCAAUGUUUAAAUUGAAUGUUACUCUACCAUGCUUGGGCUGCUUCUCUGACAAGGGUGUGCAACCGCAUGCUGAAUAUGGAUACAAAGCUAAGACAACAGUAGGAACAGUUUUUAACUUCUUCAGUGCCUUGGGUGAAGUGGCUUUUGCCUAUGCGCGGUACAAUGUGGUCUUGGAGAUAUCAAGCGACAAUCCUUCUACACCUGAGAAGCUUUCAAGGGCCCUAGUGGAAGGAGUGAUAGUUGCUACUAGUUGUGGCUUUGACUUCCCCGUCUCUCUAAUUGGAGUAUUUGGUAUUGGGACAAACCAAACUCUAUUUGAGUUAGUUGUUUCAAAACGAUUCAUCAUAUUGAUCAGUUCCGAUCCACAUGAGCUUCGCUUUAUUACACGAUUAUUGUUGGCAUUUGACAUGUUUGUUGCCAUUACCUUCCCUUUCUUUAGUGGUCUUCUAGGAUUCUUUGGAGGAUUUGCAUUUGCCCCAACAACAUACUUUCCGCCUUGCGUCAUGUGGCUUGCCAGCAAGAAACCAGAGAAGUUUAGCUUGUCUUGGCUUAUUAACUGGAUAUGCAUUAUACUGGGUGUUCUUUUGAUGAUUGUGUCACCUAUUGGAGGGCUAAGGCAAAUUAUAAUUCAAGCAAAGGGCUAUCAAUUCUACUCUUAGGUCUUAAUCAAAUCGUCCCACACCAAGAAGAAUUGUCACAAAUAGUGGAGAAACGAAAAUCACAAUGAUACUUGCAAUGGCCAUGGAAAAAUGGCAGCAACUCAUGAAGUAACGAAUGGGACCUCAAAAAGAGAAUAUUGCCCUUGGAACCAAUAGAAAGCUUCCUAGAGACCUUCAUUAUUUACACUUAUCAUUAAAUGGUGUGCAUAUGUAUGUCACUUUUCAUGUUUAUUUUUUUCUCUAAAGCUUCAUGUUAUUUUUUUGAAGUUUACUAUCAGUGGUGAGAUAGAAGUA
Molecule: messenger RNA, 1035 nt
Organism: Camellia sinensis
Lineage: Eukaryota; Viridiplantae; Streptophyta; Magnoliopsida; Ericales; Theaceae
Source: RefSeq, a predicted model, not a curated record